UCCCCAUUGUCCCUCGUAGUGAGAAGGGGGGAUACAGAACGUGUGAAGCUGUUGCUUCAAGAAUCUGAUGCCGACCUCAAUGCAGUCGACACUUGCGGGAACACUCCGCUUACUUACGCUGUGCAGCAUGACUGUCUUGACAUAGUGUUGCAGCUCCUGUUAUUGAGGGGUGGCGUCAAUGUAAAUGCAAAAGAUGACUGUGGUCGAACGCCGCUCAUAUGGGCUGCUCAAUGUGGACGGGUUGAUGCAGUGGAAAUGUUACUGAACCACGGUGCCGAUGCAAACAUGGGGGAUCGAUACUCUCAGACGCCGCUUUGGUGGGCGACAAUGGCCAACGAGGAGGAAGUUGUGAAGAGGUUGAUA
This is a messenger RNA of Trichoderma citrinoviride, 363 nucleotides long. RefSeq names its product ankyrin. NCBI's taxonomy places the organism in Eukaryota, Fungi, Ascomycota, Sordariomycetes, Hypocreales, Hypocreaceae. The transcript has 2 exons. Gene Ontology annotation, molecular function: protein binding. The annotation marks the transcript as partial. The record is from RefSeq and is a predicted model, not a curated record.